Messenger RNA from Cyphomyrmex costatus, 2208 nucleotides. It is a transcript of the gene Crtc, whose product is annotated as CREB-regulated transcription coactivator. Gene Ontology annotation, molecular function: cAMP response element binding protein binding. Gene Ontology annotation, cellular component: nucleus; cytoplasm. Bases 270 to 2072 code for a protein of 600 amino acids. NCBI's taxonomy places the organism in Eukaryota, Metazoa, Arthropoda, Insecta, Hymenoptera, Formicidae. The transcript has 12 exons. Gene Ontology annotation, biological process: protein homotetramerization; positive regulation of transcription by RNA polymerase II. The record is from RefSeq and is a predicted model, not a curated record.
GGCACACAUCAGGUUACGCGGGGAACCAGCGCGAUAAUCGUAAUCCGUGCGAGAACUCGCGGAGAGCCAGUGGUGCGUCGUCUAAACGAGGGGGGAAGAAAAACAAGGAAACGGGUCGCGCGAGGGCGACGGACGGUGUUCGGCGACGAUAGGGUGGCUGGUCAUCGGCGGCGAUACAGUGGUGGUUGGUGGUGGCGGCGGCGGUGGUGGUGGUGGUGGGUGCUCCGGGUUCCGCGAGUGUCCGCGAAAAACUAGUGCCGCGAGCCAUCAUGGCGAACCCACGGAAAUUCAGUGAAAAGAUCGCGCUGCUGAACCAGAAGGAGGCGCAGGACUCGGCCGCAUUCGAGGCGAUCAUGAAGGAGGUCUCGAACGUCACGAGCAGAGUGGCCUCGGCGAGCAGCUCGGUGGGUGCUAGUCCCACGGGAUCCGGAGUACCGGAGACCCCGCUGUCCGUCAAGAGUGCCGGCGCCAGUCCACCGCAGUCCAGCGGCAAGCAUCUGCACAUUAACCUGGGAAAUCAGUUCAGGGCGGGUGGCUCGCUGCCGAACGUUAACAACAAUGUCAAUUGCGGCAACGACGCGAAAGAGCACUCCUCGCCGCAUCCCGGCGCGAUCCACUCGAUCGACCUUAAGACGGCGCUCAGCAAUCUGGAGGAGAUGCAGCAUAACGCCAUGUACCGUAGCGACAACAGAAGCCGAAGCAUGGGGGUUGGCCCUAUGCGAUCUCGCCCGAUGGAGAAAAGGCACGAUACGUCUCCGUAUAGCGGCGUGCCUUACCUGUCGCCACCGCCACCGGAUACCUGGCGAAGAACGAACUCGGACUCCGCUUUGCAUCAGAGCGCCAACGAGGCUUGCCAAUCAACCUCCGCCAUACCUCAUCGACGAGAUCAACACGCUAUGACCGGAAGCGGAAGCGACAACAGAGAUUCUCACCAUGGUUUCAUCGAACGACCAAGAUCUUCGUGCGAAAUGCCUAGAGUGCCUGGGAUUAAUAUAUACCCGAGCUCGCAACCACCGGGACAGCAAAUACCUAUAGGCAACAACACGGGAUCGUUGCCCGACUUGAGCAACGUACACUUUCCGUCGCCACUCCACACUCCUCUAGACCAAGAGGAUCAUUCUAGUAGUACGCCGUUCAGCAAUACCCAUUUAUCAGUGCCUGUUAACUCUAGGUUUCUUCACACGUGUAAGCAGGGUGUGGCACUGGAAAACAGCACAAGUACUUCGCAACAGGAUCUUCAGAGCUAUCCGCAGCAACCGGCGCCGACGGCGACGUCUCACAGCCCGACUGCUGGCCAUUACAUUUAUCAACAACCACAUAGUCCUGUACCGCAAAGUCCAAAAACGUCACAGCACCAGCAACAACAACAUCAACAGUCGCAGCUCAAUUCGUUAGGAUCGUAUAGAUCUACGCAGUCGGUGAACAGGCCGUCGCCGCAGUCGUCACCUAGUCUAACCGUUCAAGGAAGUCCCUUAAGUUAUAGCAAUAAUCCAUCGGCGCCGCCUAGUCCUACAGGACAUCCGGGUCCACCCAACUUGACGUCCGAUCCUAUCGAUCAGAAUACUUAUUUCAUCAACCAGGCGCAAGCAGCGGCUCUCCAGCAGGAUUUUGAGCAGUUCACAAUGAUGGACACGCCGGUGCAGGCGAACACGAUUGGGACAUUUAUCGGGUCACCAAAUCAUACUACGAGUUACACCCAGAACGACGUGAUUAAUGUCGGCGAUUUAGGCAGUGGAGAUACGGGAUACUUUAGCACGAGUCCACAAAUGGCGUAUCAACCUACCACGACGACGACCACUGCUACUCAGCAGCUAACACCGCAGACUCCAAAUACACCUACAAUCAUUCUCACAGACUUUUCUGGUGCGGAUGAUCUUACGAAUCCGGAAUUUGUGAAAGACCUCGGAACGGCAAUGAUGGGUGAUUUUGACCCAGAAAUGUUUCCAUCGGACGAUGCCCUCAGACAGGGCCUUGAUCCGAUCGAUGUGGAUGGUCUACAAAUGUUGGCUGACCCUACGAUGGUUAUAUCGGACUCCAGCGCCGAAGCCCACUUUAGAUUAGAUCGACUUUAAGAGAAGAAAUUUUACUCAUUUACCAACACUCGUCGACUAUUGCGUAGGAUAAAAUAAAUUCUGUCCUGGUGUCGUGAUUAAUUCUUAAGACACUUUGACAUAUUGGGGUACCACUUCUUGGGCACUGGCAGAUUUG